Molecule: messenger RNA, 5602 nt
Organism: Capra hircus (goat)
Lineage: Eukaryota; Metazoa; Chordata; Mammalia; Artiodactyla; Bovidae
Gene: TTC33
Product: tetratricopeptide repeat domain 33
Exons: 5
Coding region: 196-984 (262 amino acids)
Molecular function (GO): protein binding
Source: RefSeq, a predicted model, not a curated record
GGCAAGCGGAAUGUAAACAGGGGACCGGGGAGUGGCCUUCGGGUAACACAGGCUACGGGUCAGUGGUGGAACUCGGCGGAAGUUGGGGGAAAACGAGGCUGGUGGGUCUUGGGGUGACGGGAGUAAGAAGCUUCAGAAGUCGGAGUUGAGGCCCACCGCGGGUGUGGCAGAGCCAGGACGCUAAGUUUUUCCAGAAUGGCUUCCUUUGGAUGGAAAAGGAAGAUCGGUGAGAAGGUCUCAAAGGUCACAUCCCAGCAGUUUGAAGCUGAAGCUGCUGAUGAGAAAGAUGCAGCCGGGAAAGAUGAAGGCAGCUGGCUCCACGCUGUUAAACGGAGGAAAGAGAGUCUCCUUGAAGGCUGUGCCGAGAAAAGCAAACAGCUGAAGGAUGAAGGAGCCACUCUCGCUGAAAAUAAAAGAUACCGAGAGGCCAUUCAGAAGUGGGAUGAAGCACUACAGUUAACCCCAAAUGAUGCUACCCUGUAUGAGAUGAAAUCACAGGUCCUAAUGUCUCUUCAUGAAAUGUUCCCAGCAGUUCAUGCUGCAGAAAUGGCUGUCCAGAGAAAUCCACAUUCAUGGGAAUCUUGGCAGACUUUGGGGCGUGCUCAGCUUGGAUUAGGAGAGAUAGUCUUGGCAAUUCGAAGUUUUCAAGUAGCCCUUCACAUCUAUCCAAUGAACCCUGAGAUAUGGAAAGAAGACCUUUCUUGGGCAAGAACACUCCAGGAACAGCAGAAAGUAGCAGAGAGGAUUAAAAAGAGUGAAGUACCAGCAGAAGCAACACAUUUCUCACCAAAGUCAAUUCCUGACUAUGACUUUGAAAGUGAUGAGAUUGUUGCUGUUUGUGCAGCUAUUGCUGAGAAACAGAAGACAGUUGCAGCAAAUAAAACAAUGGUUAUUGUGUCAGCUUCUGGGACUGUAGAGACUGUGACCGAGAAGGAGGAUGGUGCUGCACCACCAGAUGGCUCUGUUUUUAUCAAAGCCCGAUGAAGCUUAGCAAGAGUCAUUUGAACCCAUCUUUGAUUACCACUUAACUUUUAGGCGUGGGGGCAUUUAGUCUGGAGAAACAGGGUAAAACUCCUGCUUGUUGAAUAGUUUUUCAGAUGAGGCAUAUAAAACUUAAGUGAAAGAAUUAUUGUAUAGUUUUUGGACUGUGCUUUGAUGUGUGCUUUCAGCUCAAGAUUAAAAUUCUGAGUACAUGGUUUUUUGAUUAAGAAGCUUAAUUUAAUCCAAAUAUAUAAGUGAAUGCAUUUUCAAGAUACAACUUGAAAAGUAAGUUCUCAAAUAGUGAAUAACUUGAUGGCCGGUGUUAUUAAAAUAUUGACUUGUUGAUUUUUGUUUAAAGGAAGUAGGCUUCUUUCCCUGCUAGAAAUAUACUGCUGUUCCUAUUCACUCUUCUUUUUCUCUUGUUUCAUUAGAGUAAGUCUGUCACAAAGCUUGAAUCUUUUUGAUACUCAUUUUGAUUCAGAGUUGUCAUUUGGUCCUAUGUAGGAUCUUGAAAGUUUGAAAAUGCAUGCAAAUGUGUACGCUGAACAUUUUCUGAAGUUUCUCUUAAUUUUGAUUUGUGCUUUUAACUUUAUAACUAAUAUAACAAUGAUAGUUGCCACUUUCAGUAUUUUUUAGAUGUGUGAGAUACUGACAAAUGUCAGAAUCAUGGUUUAUUUUUUAAAUUAUUAAGGCAGAUAGAGUAGUCCUUAGGACCAAAUGAGUCAUUUUAAAGAUGUGCAUUUUAAAAAAAUCAGUGGCUCUUAUAGAUACAUCAUACCAAAUUGCACUACUGUUUUCCCCGUCAAAAGUAGUAUUUUCUUUUCCUUAUUUUUAAAAGAUUAAAAACAACUUAUUUCUUGCUGUAGUUUCCUAGCUGAUGGUUUAGAAUUCCUUUUCUAGUUAACUUUUAUGGAACUGCUCAGUGAAAUGAGAAACAAUCACAAUUUUAAAUGACUCGAUUAUACUUUUCUAAAAAUUGAGGAGGAAAAAUAGAUAUGUUAUUGAAGUAAAGGAGUGAAUAACGUUUGGCGCAACAUACACAGAAACUGAAGUGUGAUUUACAGUUUAAUCCCAUGAGUAGAAAGGAUAUAUUGAAGGAUAUAUUUCAUUGAAAGGUCACCAUCACAUCCACAAAUCAAUACUGACAUUGCUAAUGUUAAUUAUUAUUUUAGUACAGUUAUAUAGAACUGCUGGGUACUGUUACUUCUGAAACUCAGGAAGCUAGUAUUGGUAUUUUAUCCUUGUUAGAGAGGAAGUAAGUUACUUUUUAUUUUAAGGAAGUUUAUCUUGCUCACUGGGAGCAUGUACAUGUAAUGGUCUGAGAUGACUGAAAAACUUCUUUUUUAGUGGAAUGCUUGCUUCUUUUUUUCAGAGUUGGAGAAGCCAGCAUUUGCCUUGAAAAGUAUUAUUUUUUCCCCCCCAAAGUUAUAUCAGAUAGUUAGCUCUGGUUAGAGAAUUUUGUUUUAGAAAGAUAAAAAAAAAUCAGUUAUAUUUUAUUUUGUUUAAUAAUGCAUAUUCUUCAAGGGCAGGUAGAUGGGUGUGUAGAGAAAUGUGCACUUACUGUUUCAUAUGUUGUUUUGAGUAAUGGAUGUUGAUUGUAUAGUUUGUGAAUAAAUAGGUUUUUUUGCUUUUAAAGGUUUGCCUGUUACUUUGUGUUGUUAGCUUUUGAAAAAAUUAGAUUGAUUAAUUUAUUUCUUAUGUGAAAAUAAAAUAUAUAAGGCACCUUGUAUGGUGUCUUGUGUAUGAAGUACUCAGUAAAUGCUAGCUGUUUCUAUGAAGCACUUUAAUUGGUUUUAUUUAACCUCACUUUCUUCUGAUUUUAAGAAAAGAGGAAAACUUCUUUGUAAUUUUUUCCAUACUUAGAAGUGAGAAGUCACUCCUUCUGAUGCUACAGACAGCUGGCUUUCAGUUGGGGAAUGUUCUUGGUAUAGGUUUAUACCUCAACCCAAAAGAAACAAGAUCCAGGAUGGGAGCGCAUGUAGCUACUAGAUUCUGUUUAUGAACCUGCUGUUGCCUCUGUACUGACAUCAGUAGGCCAGGUUAGUUUCUUUCUUACACAGAGAUAAGACAUAAGAUGGUUUAGAUGCAAGGUGGAGGAGAUAAACAAAAUAGUGGAUUAUGGAGGAGAAAGGGAUCUCAUUUCUUCAGGCCCCCAAAAAUGCUUAGUUAGCACUCUUUUGUGUAUGAAGGGAAAAAUGCAUACAUUAUUUUAUAAGGAUAUGAAUACUGAUAGAUUUAUACUAAGCUUGGUAACUAAUAGCAAAUUCUUUCAAUCUGAGGGAAAUAAUUGAUGUUCAUGAUAAUAUAAUUAAAGAUAUUUAAUAUACUUUCUGAAACAACAUUAAACACUAAUACUAUAUUCAACUUAAUUUGUAGUAUUCUUAUCUGAAAAUGUGUGUGGCAUAGAUACUCAUUAGUCAGAACACUAUACAAUCCAGACCAUGUCUGAUAAUUUGAGAAUCAUUAUUCUCUAAACAACAGGUUCUUAGAUUAUAAAGUAUUUAUCUUAAAUGUGCUAACAAAUACUACAUAAACACAUGCAAGGUUUAGACCACAAAACCUGAAUCUAUUUUAUUUUUUUGUAAUUAUUUUUUUCUUUAAAAAAAAUUUUUUUUUACAUUUUUUAAAUUGGAUAGUAAUUGCUUCAAAUAUUGUGAUGGUUUCUGCCAUACAUCAACAGGAAUCAGCCACAGGUAUACACGUUUCCUCUCUCUUGAACCAAGAUCUACUUUAAUUGGAGCCUAUGUUUUAUGGUACACUUCAGUAUGAAAUUAGCUUUUAAUUGAUGUUAUAUGUCAAAACUAUAAAGAAGAGUUUAAAUUAAAAAAGCUUUGGCUCAGAAAGCUGUUGUUUUCGUGAUUAUAACUGACCAAUAUAGCCUUUUCAGUUUGAAAAUUGUGCUUUGUGUAAUGACGUCAAAAGCUCGUUUCCCUGCCUUUCUCAGCAGCUUCUCAGCAGCAGGAAAUUGUUAAUAAUGUCUUUAAUUUCAGACUUCAUGAGUCAGAAGCCUUUUAAAAUUGGUUUGGACUUUGAUUUCAUGACAUACAUAUAUCUUAAUGAGUUGUACGUUGACACAAGAACCAUAGUUCUAUAAUUAUCUUCAAAUCAAUAGGUAUAUUAAGUGUGUUUUUCCUUAGAGAUUAUUAUGAAACUGAUGUUGUGUUUUGUAAUUGAUGACAUUUUAGGAUUGAGAAAAUAAUGUGCUUUUUAAGCCAAUAAUAAAAAUACACAAGUUUGUAAAUGAUUCACUCAUUACUAAAGUAAAAUGAAAUAUGUCACUUUACCUACGUGUAAUUAAAUAUGCCUACCUGAGUGGAAGAGGGGAUGGCCCUGUAGCCAGUGUACCAUGAACUGUGCCUUAAUGAGUGUUAUGUGUGAACCUUACUUGCUGUGUGUGCCAGAGUGGAAGAAAGGGUGAGAAAUGAUAGUCUAUACUUGAUUGAGAAGGCAGAAGGAUGGGGAAGGGAAUGGCUUUUUUUCCACAGUGCUUUGACCUCCAUUAACCAAGGAAUUCCUGUCUCUCCCUUUGUUCCUCCCUGCCAUCUCCCCAGUAAAGGGAGUUUAAGAUAGAAAACUGGGCAUGCAAGCCUCUUUCUGCUUUUGUUUUUUGGAAUGUGUCGUGCCUGCAGACAGCCUAUGUUGUGGUCUCUUGCUGGAAAUGAAUGUUUUGCAGCAAAGACUGUCCUGCGAGAGGAAACCUGUAGUUGUUCAGGACUGCACAUGCCUUGGAGCAGGUCUGUCUAAUUCUGGGUUUGACACUAGGUGGCCAUUGUUGGCACAAACCUAAAUCAUAUCCUUUAACCUAUACUUUUUCAGCAAUAAAUCUGACUUUUAAAUCUCUGCAUGACAUUUUGUCUCUCAAGUGUCAGGAAGGGAAAAUGAGUGUUACUUUAUGAGUCCUUCAUAACAAAGAUUACUGUAGAUUAUUUCAACGUAAGCAUGAGACAGAAACCAAAUUUCUUUCUAAUUUUAGAUUUUAUUUAAAUCAUGGAAAUUCUAUUGAAAAUGGGCAAUGUUUAAUUACAAGGCAAUAUAUAAACAUUUGUUUGGCAUAUUUAAAAGGUCUACUGUCUUAGCAUUGUGCCAGACCACAAUAUUGAUUCUAUAUUUAAUUUGAAGGAGAGGAUAUGAAACAGUAUCUCUGCCCAUCCUGUCAACUUUCUUGAAUGUAAUUUUGCAUAUGAUAAAAUGCACUUAUGAUAAGUUUAAGUUUGAAGAGUUUUAACACUACCAUCAAGAUGGAGAGUAUUUCUAUCACCCAGAAAGUUCUCUAAAGUUUAUUUAUAAUCAGUUCCCUUCCACGCCACAAACACUGUUCAACUAGUGAUUUGCUUUCUGUGACUACACACUGAUUUGACUUUUCUAGAAUUUCAAAUAAAUAGAUCAUACAAUAUAUACUCUUUCUGAUCUUCUUCACUUAGCAUAAUACUUUUGAAAUCCAUCCAUGUUGAGAUUCAUCCAUGCUGUUGUGUAAUGUAUUGCCUUUUGUUGCUGAGCACUACUAUGCUGUAUGGAUAUAUCACAAUUUGCUCUUCAUAUCUGUUGACAGACAUCUAGGUUGUGGAUGAACAUCUAAGUUUUGAUCUGCUGUGAAUAAAGUUGCUGUAUGCAUAUGUCACAA